Molecule: messenger RNA, 897 nt
Organism: Aspergillus niger
Lineage: Eukaryota; Fungi; Ascomycota; Eurotiomycetes; Eurotiales; Aspergillaceae
Exons: 1
Coding region: 1-897 (298 amino acids)
Source: RefSeq, a predicted model, not a curated record
AUGGCGUCCCACUAUCUCAGCACGUCGCCGGAUACCAACAUCCAUUUCACCAUUACUAAAGCACAGUCUCCAUCUUCACCUACGCCCCUUCUUCUCUUUCUCCACUACUGGGGUGGUUCGAGCGCAACAUGGUACAAGCAAACCUCACCUACUUCCCCACACACCUUGAACAACAUAUACAACACUGUUACAGCUGAUCUUCGCGGCUGGGGUCAGUCCACAGGACCUGCAGACUCCGGCGCCAGCUCAAAAGACUACUCCAUUACGCCCAUGGCAUCUGAUAUCGUCUCCAUGCUAUCGCACCUCCAAAGCACCACCUCCCUCCUCGACAACGGUGUGAUCCUAGUCGGUCACUCCAUGGGAGCAAAGGUUACACUGGCUACUCUCUCCAAGCUUUCCGACAAUCAAUUAUCCCUCGUGAAGGGCCUCGUGCUUGUCGCUCCGGCGCCCCCAACUCCAUUGGUACUCCCUGCUGAGAUGAGCGAACAGCAACGCAAAGCGUAUGAUAACGAAGGCUCCGUUCGGUGGACGGUCGAGAACGUUCUGUCCAGCGUACAGAAUAUUUCGGGUUACGAUAUGGAGUUGGUCGUCAAGAAUAGUCUGGCAGGGAGUACUCUUGCUCGGGACGGCUGGAUUCUACAUGGUAUGCAAGAAGAUAUUACAUCUGCUUUAGAUGAGGUGUCUACUCAGCUUGAGGGCCGGAAGGUUAAGGUGGGUGUGCUUGCUGGGGCGGAUGAUAUUGUUGAGAACAAGGAUCGGGUCGAGAAAGAGGUUGCUGGGGCGCUUACCCAAAGAGGCUUUGAGGUGCAGUUUGAGGUACUAGGGGGCGUGAAGCAUUUGAUUCCGUUGGAGAGCCCGGAGAGCGUGGCUAGAGCGAUUCGUUCGAUUGUUGAAUAA